AUGAGUAACCAUCGAGUAGUGUACACAGAGCUGAAUCUGGCCAAGGACCCCAAGCAACAGCAAAGGAAACCUAAGGGCAACAAAAGCUCCAUUUUGGAAAGUGAGCAGCAAAUAACCUAUGCAACGUUAACCCUUCAGAGUGCUGCUCAGGAGCAGCGAGGGAAUGGCAAGGACCACAGCUGCAAAGACUUCACAUCACCUCCUGAGAAGCUCCUUGCUGGAGCCCUGGGAGGCAGCUGCCUCAUCUUAGUGACCACAGUGAUAGUUGUGAUGACAGUCGUAAUUCCCUCUUCUGUAAUACAGGAGAAGAACAAAUCUUCCUUGCUAAGAACUCCAAAAGCAUAUCAUUGUGGUCCUUGUCCAAAGAAAUGACUAACAUUUUCUGACAAUUGUUAUUACUUCGGUGUGGAAAAGAAAACUUGGACUGAGAGUUUGGUGUACUGCACUAAUAAGAACUCGAGCCUGUUGUACAUUGACAAUGAGGAAGAAAUGAAAUUUCUAGGGUCUCUCUCAUAUUCAUCUUGGAUUGGCGUCUUCCGUUCCGGCAUAGAUCGUCCAUGGCUGUGGGUAAAUGGCUCAAGAGUGAAGGAAUCAUCAUCUCAUGAAGAGGACUGUGCAUGGCUGUCCUCAUCUGGCCUUAUUGCAGACAAUUGCAGAUCAGCACACACUUAUAACUGCAAACAUAAAGUUUAG
Messenger RNA from Heterocephalus glaber (naked mole-rat), 693 nucleotides. The record is from RefSeq and is a predicted model, not a curated record. NCBI's taxonomy places the organism in Eukaryota, Metazoa, Chordata, Mammalia, Rodentia, Bathyergidae.